This is a messenger RNA of Bombina bombina (fire-bellied toad), 4460 nucleotides long. RefSeq names its product patatin-like phospholipase domain-containing protein 6. Gene Ontology annotation, molecular function: phosphatidylcholine lysophospholipase A1 activity. The coding region runs from base 236 to 3814 and encodes 1192 amino acids. The transcript is spliced from 34 exons. Gene Ontology annotation, cellular component: endoplasmic reticulum. Gene Ontology annotation, biological process: phosphatidylcholine metabolic process. The record is from RefSeq and is a predicted model, not a curated record. NCBI's taxonomy places the organism in Eukaryota, Metazoa, Chordata, Amphibia, Anura, Bombinatoridae.
CUGUGAGAAGGAAGGUGACAAUAAUAUUAAGGGACAAGGAUUUGAGCAAUAACUAAAACACAUUGCGCAAGUGAGGCGCGUAACCAGCCAGUGACAGAAAAAGUCACGUUAUGUUAGCCGGGGAAACCGUAUAGGUCAGGCUUUAUGAUGCUUGUGCGUUGCAAAAUAUAGAUAUCAUCUCGCAAUGCUGAACAUUUUAUAGAAAAAAAGCUUUGUUCCUGAUCCAGAAGCAGAAAUGGCGCAACAGGAACUGAGGCUGGGAGCAGACCCGGAUUACACCACCGUUUUUCAGAUUCUUGGAGCAGGACUCAUUGUUUUGGGUGGAGCCUGGGUUGUGUGGCUUAUCAUGAUUAUGUUACAAGGAGUGUUACAGAAGUCUGCCUUACCUGAUAACCAAAUGAUGAAUAAUCACAAGAUUCCACCUAAGCUUAAGAAAAAACAGAAGGUGGUGAGGCUAAAACAGAGGCAUCGUAGGAGGAAAAGAGUUUCACAUCCUCAGCAGCACAAAGUACCGCUGACAACUCCACUCCACAAACCUAUAGCAGAGCCAGUUGCAUCAACUCUGCCUCCUGAUGUGCUUUACAUGCUGCAGAGUGUCAGAUUAUUAGGUCAUUUUGAGAGACCUCUUUUCCUUAUGCUAUGCCAGUAUGUGGUUUAUGAACACUAUGAUCCUGGAUCUAUUGUUUUCUGCCCUGGACAGCCCGACUCAAGUAUUUAUAUUGUCCUGAAAGGGAAGCUGGAACUGUCUUUAACCGAUCCAGAUGGCACCCAGUGGUAUAUGAAAUCUAUUCCUCCAGGUGAAAAUGUGCACAGUCUGCUUAGUAUCUUGGAUGUACUGACGGGUCACCAGCGGCCAUACCGAACAGUGACAGCUAAAGCAACAGAGAAAAGUACCUUGCUGCGCCUACCCAUUGAAACCUUCUGUAAUAUUUUUCACAAGUACCCAGAGUGCCUGAUUCGUACUGUGCAGAUCAUUGCUCUACGUUUGCAGAAGGUCACCUUCCUCGCUCUGCAUCAUUAUCUUGGUCUGACCAAUGAGCUUUUUCAAAAUGAACCAAAUAAAGAGCCCAGCCCCCCUCACACUCGCCACCCUCGCCUUUCAAGACGUAUGACACAUGACGAAGGACACCAAGAAACACUUCCCGAGUCUUCAGUACCUAGGCGUAGAGCACCUCCUCUUAGUCGCUGUAAAUCUAUGCCAAUGGGACUCUCAAGUCAAAGUAGAGGCUUCUGGCGCUCUUUGGACUGUGAGUUUGAGCUACCUCAUGUCACGCAGCAUGAGGAGAAGAACGCUAAACAUUCUAAUUCCAGUGACCUUGAAAGGGGCAGAAUGGCUAAACUGUUAGAAGAUGGCAAGAGAAAACUGGCCAGUUUACUGAAUCUGGAGGAUGCUGCAUUGCUGGAUAAGAGGGUAACUUUUCAUCAUGUGAAGGCUGACACUGUUAUUGCUCAACAAGGGGAGCAGGGGGUUGGUCUACACUUUCUUCUCUCCGGCUGUCUCCAUGUUUAUCAGAGUGCUUCUGACCAUGGAGAAUCCUAUAUUUUUGAAACCUCCCCAGAUGAGAUGAUUGGACAACUGACGGUUCUUACUGGUGAACCCCUGAUCUUCACUAUCAAAGCCAUGCAAGACUCCUCUUUCCUUUGCCUGAGCCAAGGUCACUUCUACCAGAUUCUACGCUUGCACCCACAAGUCCUUCUGUCUGUAGCGCACUCUGUGGCUUGUCGGGUCUCAGCAUUUGUACGGCAAGUGGAUUUUGCUAUUGACUGGAUGCAUGUAGAAGCUGGAAGAGACCUAUACAGAAAGGGAGACCCCUCAGACUGCACAUAUAUCGCUCUGAAUGGACGUCUUCGCUCCGUCAUCGAACAUUCGAAUGAAAAGUCUGUAGCGAUGGAGCAUGGACGGGGUGAACUAAUUGGAGUGGUGGAGGCACUGACCCACAGACCGAGAGCUACGUCUGUCCAUGCUGUACGAGACUCUGAGCUGGCAAAAUUACCAGAGGGAACGCUAAACUACAUCAAAAAGAGAUACCCUCAGGUGGUAACAAGACUGAUUCAUAUUUUAAGCCAAAAAAUUCUGGGAAAUCUUCAGCAAUCACAGAAUACCAGUAACCCAGUCAGUAAUCUCUGCACAGUAUGCGUCUUACCUAUAAGCAACAAUGUUCCUCUUACUGCUUUUACCCUUGAGUUGAAACAUGCUUUAGAUGCCAUAGGACCAACUCUGGUUCUAACAAGUGACAUUAUCCGGGCAAGACUUGGAGCAUAUGCACUAGAAAGUACCCAUGAAUGCCAGCUAUCUAACUGUCUGGCCCAACAGGAAGAUCUCCACCGAAUUGUUCUGUACCAGGCAGAGCAUUCCCUUACACCAUGGACUGUACGCUGUGUCCGACAGGCAGAUUGCAUUUUAGUAGUGGGAUUAGGAGAGGAGAAACCCGCACUAGGGGAGUUAGAACUUUUCCUCCAAAGCUCACCAUUCCAGGCUCAAAAACAGCUGGUUCUCCUGCAUCAUCCUGGUAGUUCUCUUCCCUCUGGUACUGUGGAUUGGCUCAAAAUAAGGACUUGGGUAUCAUCACACUUUCAUAUUCGUGGUCCACAGCGGAUGUUCACAAGGAGAACUCUACACAAAGUGCAAGAGCUCUACAACAAGGUGCUGCAUAAGAAAGCUGAUCAUCGCAGCGACUUUUCACGUCUUGCCCGAGCUCUGACGGGAAACACUAUUGCUUUAGUACUGGGAGGAGGGGGAGCCAGAGGCUUUGCACAUGUUGGAAUGAUACAAGCUUUGGAGGAGGCUGGCAUUCCGGUUGACAUGAUUGGUGGCACCUCAAUGGGAGCAUUAGUGGGAGGUGUGUAUGCCGAGGAACGGAAUGCUUGUCACAUUAAGCAGAGGACAAGUAAAUGGGCAAAGAUGAUGUCUUCACUUCCACGAACUGCCAUGGAUCUGACGUAUCCCAUUACAUCACUGCUCUCAGGUGCUGCCUUUAAUGCCACUCUACACAGCCUGUUCGGGGAGCAACAGAUUCAGGACUUGUGGUUGCCAUAUUUUAAUAUCACAACUGAUAUCAGUUCUUCUACAAUGCGAGUACACAGAGAAGGUUCUCUCUGGCGAUAUGUUCGGGCCAGUACCUCCUACACUCCCUAUCUACCUCCUCUCUGUGACCCUAAGGACUGCCACCUGCUGCUGGAUGGCUGCUAUGUCAAUAACUUACCAGCGGAUGUGGCUCACUCCCUUGGAGCACGCACAGUCAUAGCAGUUGAUGUUGGGCAGCAGAGCAGUUGUGACAUGCUGAACUAUGGAGACAGCCUGUCAGGAUGGUGGUUACUAUGGAAGCGUCUGAAUCCAUGGGCUACAAAAGUCAUGGUACCAGACAUGGCAGAACUGCAGUGUCGUUUAUCCUACGUCUCAUGUGUCCAUCAGCUAGAGUCGGUGAAACUCAGUGGGUACUGUGAGUAUCUGAACCCUCCUGUCCAGCGAUUCAGCACUAAUGAUUUCCAUCGCUUCCAGGAAAUCCAUGAAGUUGGCUAUGAAUAUGGGAGAUUAAUAUUCACAGAGUGGCAACGUGGGGAUGUAAUUAAGAAAAUGUUACAGGAUGGAAGUGAUCCAACAAGUUAUCACCAUAAAGUAGAGAAUGGUGAAGUCAUUCCUAGUUUCACUGAUCUAGCAGAAAUUAUCUCUCGCAUUGAACCUGUAGCCAGCCAACAUUCUUUUUUUGAAGAGAAAAAUGCAGAAGAAUACACUCAAGAUGAAACUGUGGCUACAGAGGAAGAUGAUGAAUAUGAAACAGAAGAAGAGGAGAUAUCUAUGGGUUGUAACAUAUGAUGUUAUGAAAACCAUUAAUCCAUUAGAAUAACAUAAUAAAAAACUGUGGACCGCUUUCUUUUCAAAGCCAUUGCAGUCCGCAAAGAGACACAAUUUGAAAAAUAGGUGCGUCACAGGCUUCUCACACAGUUUUGAAAAGGAUUUUCACACAGACAAGAUAAAGAUACGCCUAAAUGGACAUUCUGAUGAUCACAUUUAAUUUCAGUAUAUGUUUCAUAGUUUAAAGUUUGAUGUAAGUAAUUUUAAAAAUGUAUUUAACAAACAAUAAUCAUAUUUAUUAUCACAUAACUUGUUCAAAACUUUAGCAUCUUUGUAAAACAGACAAUAUAUGGCAAUCAAAAUAUUGCAUUUUUUUAAAGGUAUCAAGGCUGUAGAGUUUGAAAUAUCCCAAAACUGUGUAAAAAAAUGAGUUUCUGGUAGAUUGGGAUAUAGCUGUUGCAUUGUGCCAAUGCAAAUUAUAUGGGUGUUUUUGUACCAAAUGAAUUUAACACGCUUGUGAUAAGUAAGUUAUCAAAGCUUUUUUCUAAGGGAUUAAAAUAGCUUUACAUUUGGAUACUCUGUAAAAUGAUUCACUAUGAUUUGAAUUUAAAUUGUAUUUAUUUUACUGUGGAAAUAUUAAAUUCAAUAAAAACAAUGUUGUUUCUUA